Histoplasma capsulatum G186AR is the source of this 1464-nucleotide messenger RNA. RefSeq lists its product as uncharacterized. The transcript has 6 exons. Gene Ontology annotation, biological process: peptidyl-lysine monomethylation. The record is from RefSeq and is a predicted model, not a curated record. The coding region runs from base 1 to 1464 and encodes 487 amino acids. Gene Ontology annotation, cellular component: nucleus. Gene Ontology annotation, molecular function: protein-lysine N-methyltransferase activity; protein binding. Lineage: Eukaryota; Fungi; Ascomycota; Eurotiomycetes; Onygenales; Ajellomycetaceae.
AUGGCCCCGAAAUCACGACACCCAACACCAAGCAUUCUCACUCCAAGUCACUCCUCUCACUGCUGGCUCAAAGAAUCCGGAGCGGUGGGCUUGAAUGCCCUGGAGCUUGCCAAUUUCCAAGUCAUUGGGCGCGGUGUCAGAACACUGCGGUGUUUCAAGGAAGGAGAAAGGAUUUUCACCAUUCCAGCCGACGUUCUCUGGACAGUUGAACACGCAUAUGCUGAUUCUCUUCUUGGGCCAGCUCUUCGCUCUGCACGGCCACCCUUGUCUGUUGACGACACCUUGGCUAUGUAUAUUCUCUUUGUCAGAUCGCGCGAGUCAGGGUACGAUGGCCCGCGAAGCCAUUUGGCGACGCUACCUAAGAGCUACUCUUCAAGUAUCUUUUUUACUGAUGAUGAGUUGGAAGUCUGUGCUGGAAGUUCACUGUACGCUCUCACGAAGCGGCUGGGGCGAUGCAUCGAGGAUGAUUACAGGGCAUUAGUUGUGCGACUGCUUGUCCAGCAUCAAGAUCUUUUUCCACUUGAUAAAUUCACCAUCGAAGAUUACAAGUGGGCGCUCUGCACCGUGUGGAGUCGGGCGAUGGAUUUUGUACUGCCUGGUGGAAAAUCGAUUCGACUUAUGGCACCCUUCGCGGAUAUGUUAAACCACUCAUCCGAGGUUAGGCAGUGUCACGCCUACGAUCCCUUGUCUGGAAACCUCACUAUCCUUGCGGGGAAAGACUACGAAGCUGGAGAUCAGGGGGUUUUCUUUCAGGUGUUUAUCUAUUACGGAUCUAUUCCAAAUAAUCGCCUUUUACGUCUCUAUGGCUUCGUCAUGCCCGGUAAUCCUAACGACAGCUAUGAUCUGGUUCUUGAAACGCAUCCGAUGGCGCCAUUUUUUGAGCAGAAGCGUAAGCUCUGGGACUUGGCUGGAUUUGAUUCGACCUCUACCAUCAGCAUCACUCUCACCGAUCCGCUACCGAAAAAUGUCCUUGGAUACCUCCGUAUUCAGCGAUCGGACGAAUCGGAUCUCGCCAGCAUAGCGCGUCAGCGAAUCGAUCCUAAAUACGAGAAAAUCAGCGAUUCGAACGAAGUGGAAGUUUUGCAGUCUCUGAUAGAAUCGUUCUGCGGCCUUCUGGAUAGUUUCGGAACUCAACUGGAAAGCCUAGAAAAACAACUCGCGGAGGGCGUCUAUCCUUCGCGAGGGAAUGCAUGGGCGGCGGCGCAUGUUAGCUUGGGCGAACAGCAGGUGUUGAGAUUGGCGAGAAAGAGAGCGGAGGAUAUGUUAGCGGCGGUGGAGAGUGGAAGUGGCAAUGAAAAAGGUUCUUUACCGGCGCCGGCGCCGACACCAGCGCGAUGCGCGAAUUGUGAAAAGGACUUUGUGCGGUUGAUGUUAUGUAUUGCGGACGGACGUGUCAGGUCACUCAUUACAAAGAGCACAAGGCAAGAUGUCAACAUACAGCUUCUAAAAACAGUUCUCAGAUGA